Molecule: messenger RNA, 1283 nt
Organism: Phalaenopsis equestris
Lineage: Eukaryota; Viridiplantae; Streptophyta; Magnoliopsida; Asparagales; Orchidaceae
Product: probable voltage-gated potassium channel subunit beta
Exons: 4
Coding region: 109-1095 (328 amino acids)
Source: RefSeq, a predicted model, not a curated record
GCCGCACUUCUCUUAUGUCUCUCGCAUCUUCUUCUUUCCGGCGAGCAAACCAGGGAAAGUAGAGAACUUCCUCUAACUCGAAGGUUGAAAUCCACCAUCUCCUAAAAAAUGCAGUACAACAACCUCGGCAGAUCAGGUCUCAAGGUAAGCCAGCUCUCCUAUGGAGCUUGGGUGAGCUUCGGUAACCAGCUCGACGUAAAGGAAGCCAAAUCCCUUCUCCAAUGCUGCCGCGACCACGGCAUAAACUUCUUCGACAACGCGGAGGUGUACGCGAAUGGUCGAGCCGAGGAGAUCAUGGGGCAAGCCAUACGGGAGCUUGGGUGGAAGCGCUCCGAACUGGUGAUUUCCACCAAGAUAUUCUGGGGUGGACAAGGCCCUAACGACAAGGGACUUUCGCGUAAGCACAUCGUCGAGGGAACCAAGGCGUCGUUGAAGCGACUCGACAUGGAUUACGUCGAUGUGAUCUACUGUCAUCGUCCCGAUCCAGCAACGCCCGUCGAGGAAACGGUGAGGGCUAUGAACCAUAUCAUUGAUCGAGGCUGGUCGUUUUAUUGGGGGACGAGCGAAUGGUCGGCGCAGCAGAUUACUGAAGCGUGCGCGGUUGCUGGAAGGCUUGAUCUGGUUGGACCGAUUGUCGAGCAGCCGGAGUACAAUCUGCUGUCUCGCCACAAGGUGGAACUUGAGUACCUUCCUCUUUACAGUACCUAUGGUUUGGGAUUGACCACUUGGAGUCCUUUAGCAUCGGGUGUGCUUACUGGUAAAUAUAACAAGGGAAACAUUCCUCCUGACAGUCGGUUUGCUCUGGAUAAUUACAAGAAUCUCGCUAAUCGAUCUCUUGUUGAUGAAGUCCUGGGCAAAGUCAAUGGAUUGAAGCCUAUUGCAGAUGAGUUAGGUGUUUCCUUAGCUCAACUUUCUAUUGCUUGGUGCGCUUCAAAUCCGAAUGUUUCAUCUGUCAUUACUGGUGCAACCAAGGAGAGCCAGAUUAAAGAGAACAUGAAAGCUCUGGAUGUCCUCCCGAAGCUGACGCCUGAUGUUCUUGAGAAGAUUGAGGCAGUCGUCCAGUCCAAACCUAAACGCCCAGAAUCAUACAGGUAAUUGGACUAUUUUUGCUAUAAUAAAAAGAUGAGAAAACUAUAAACAGUUUGUUACAGACUCUGCCUUGAAUGAAGUUGGAACUGCUCCUAACAAUUUGAAAUGUGGUGAUUGAUGUCGAUGCGAUUUUUAUAAUUUAUCUUGCAAUUACACUUCAUUUGUUAUAAAGCUGGAGAGUUAUUUGAUUGGUA